GUCACGUGGUGCGGCCUGCGCCCGCUUCCUAUUACGGGUGCUCCGGGCACUGCCGGUUUGCGCCCAAAGCUUGCUGAGGUCGGCGCGACUCACGAUGCGUAGCGGGCAGCCUGCGGCGGGGGCCCCGGUGCGCCAGUUCACCAACUGCCGCAUCCUGCGCGGCGGCACGCUGCUCAGGGAGGAUCUGUGGGUGCGCGGGGGCCGCAUCCUGGACCCAGAGAAGCUGUUUUUUGAGGAGAGGCGCGUGGCUGAUGAGCAGCUGGACUGCGGAGGCCGCAUCCUGGCGCCCGGCUUUAUCGAUGUGCAGAUGAACGGUGGAUUUGGUGUUGACUUCUCCAAGACCACGGAGGAUGUGGGUUCUGGGGUCGCCCUAGUGGCCCGGAGGAUCCUGUCCCAUGGUGUUACCUCCUUCUGUCCCACCCUGGUCACUUCCCCACCAGAGAUUUAUCACAAGGUCCUUCCUCAGAUUCCUGUGAAGAGUGGAGGUCCCCAUGGGGCAGGGGUCCUCGGGGUGCACUUGGAGGGCCCAUUCAUCAGCCGAGAGAAGCGGGGUGCACACCCUGAGGCCUACCUCCGCUCCUUUGAAGACAAUGCUUUUCAUGAUGUGCUGGCCACAUAUGGGUCCCUGGACAACGUCCGCAUUGUGACACUUGCCCCUGAGUUAGAGCGGAGCCAUGAAGUGAUCCAGGCAUUGACAGCCCAAGGCAUCCGUGUGUCUCUAGGGCAUUCAGUGGCUGACCUGGGGGCUGCAGAAGUAGCAGUGCAGAGUGGAGCCACCUUUAUCACCCACCUUUUCAAUGCCAUGUUGCCUUUCCACCACCGGGACCCAGGCAUAGUAGGACUUCUCACCAGUGACAAGCUUCCCCCAGGCCACUGCAUCUUCUAUGGGAUGAUUGCUGACGGCAUACACACUAACCCCGCAGCUCUGCGCAUUGCUCAUCGGGCUCAUCCCCAGGGACUGGUGCUGGUCACGGAUGCUGUCCCUGCCCUGGGCUUGGGCAAUGGCCGCCAUACGCUGGGACAGCAGGAGGUGGAGGUAGAUGGGCUCAUAGCCUACAUUGCAGGCACCAAGACUCUGUGCGGCAGCAUAGCCCCCAUGGAUGUGUGCAUCCGGCAUUUCCUGCAGGCCACAGGCUGUAGUGUGGAGUUGGCUCUGGAAGCUGCGUCCCUCCACCCUGCCCAGCUGCUAGGGCUGGAGAAGACCAAGGGGAGCCUGGACUUCGGUGCUGAUGCAGCUCACCUGUGGAGGUCAGAGGACAACUUGCUGUAGUUGGUUCUCUCCUUCUACCAUACUUUGUGGUGCUCGACGACACCCUCCAUGUCCAGGCCACUUAUAUCUCGGGUGAACUGGUGUGGCAGGCAGAGGAAGCUGGGCCGUGACUGAGGAUCUUGACUGGAGAGGACAUUUGGCUCCAGCUGGACACUGACAGGCCAGGCAGUCCAGGGAGCUGGUCUCCAGGGAGUAAGCUGGGAGCCUUGCCCCAGGUCUCACACACAACCUCAUCACUCGACUGAAGGAGAGGCGUAGGAGGCGUAAAUACAACAGGAUUUGCCUUA
Alexandromys fortis (reed vole) is the source of this 1557-nucleotide messenger RNA. RefSeq names its product amidohydrolase domain containing 2 (gene Amdhd2). Bases 95 to 1270 code for a protein of 391 amino acids. Gene Ontology annotation, molecular function: N-acetylglucosamine-6-phosphate deacetylase activity. The transcript is spliced from 12 exons. Gene Ontology annotation, biological process: N-acetylglucosamine catabolic process. NCBI's taxonomy places the organism in Eukaryota, Metazoa, Chordata, Mammalia, Rodentia, Cricetidae. The record is from RefSeq and is a predicted model, not a curated record.